This is a messenger RNA of Diorhabda carinulata, 5504 nucleotides long. RefSeq lists its product as uncharacterized. Gene Ontology annotation, molecular function: protein binding. The transcript has 22 exons. NCBI's taxonomy places the organism in Eukaryota, Metazoa, Arthropoda, Insecta, Coleoptera, Chrysomelidae. The coding region runs from base 471 to 5369 and encodes 1632 amino acids. The record is from RefSeq and is a predicted model, not a curated record.
AUAAGAGUAGUGAGAAUUUCGUAUAUGAAAUGAAUCCCGAUUGAAAUCGCGUUCAAGUGCGUCUCUGGCGACUGCGAAAAAUCAGGUCAUGUAUGGGUAAAGCGUGCAGGGAAUGGUAAAAGAACGCGUGCGCGGGUUCGCUGCAUCCAGACUCCGGAGUCUGGAUAGUCGUUUUUUCAAAGUUGAUCGUGUAACACGAGUUCUCACUUAAAUCGACUAAAUUGGUGCUAAAUACUUUUAUAUUUUAUUUAAACAAAUUUUGAAAUUACUGAAUAUUUAUAAACAAAAAUUGAGACUAAAUAUAAAACUUAAGAAACGUUUACACCGAAUUUAAAUAAAUUUUUUCGAGAUAAAAAAUACAACUUAAAAGUAGUAAAUCAAUAAGAUAUAUUCAAAAACAAAAAAAGAAAAAUAAAUAUACAAAAACGUCAUUUUUUUUGGUUUUUGAGAUGUUAUAAAAAUUUGCUGCUAUGGACAUAUUUACAGGGCAAGGCAAAAGACUGCGAGCAAAUGUUAUUGAAAUGGAUAUUCAUCCACCAGGAUUACCGGAAAGCAAUCGAGUGGUUUUCAAUCAUUUGGACGUAUCUACGCAGGCUAACAUCCAACACUCCAACGCUCUGACUUACGAAUCGGAUGACGAAAUGUUGAACCGUACAAAUAGAUGUUCUACUCCCCAUUACAACAGAGCAGAUAUUAAAGAACAAUAUUGUAUCACGGAACGAGGACUAGGAGCCUUGGAAACGAAACAAAGCUUAUUCGGUUGUCUAUCGGUUCAUCAAGGUUCGUGUUCUACAAGUACUUCGCUUCUUACCGCUUGCGUUAGGCAAAAAGUACCGUCAGAUGAAAAUCUUUACGAUCUCUAUAAGAGACAUCCUUCGGAGUACGCGCCGUAUCCGAGAAGAACCAAGUAUCCGUGGGGUCCGGUAGUAUCAGAUAUCUACCGCUACGACGAAGAUCUAAAAUCUUCUUACUUCCGAAGAAAACCCAUAAUCGAUCCGAGUCGUUAUACUUGGAUGCCUUCAGACGACGAGUCUAUACGAAUGGAAAAACCCAAAUCUAUAAUAGAAAACGGCCACGAUCGUGUUUCGAAUUCAUCUUCCGGCACUUUACCGGGAAAGAAACACGUUAGUUUCGCUAGAUCCCACACUUUAGCUUCAUUCGACAACGCCAUAUCAACGCUCAGCUGUUCAACUGGACACUUGAAUAAAAUAACAAACAGCCAAGAAAGAUUAUUGGACGUUAGGAAACCCGAAUUACAGCCUAUCAUUACUAAACAACCUGAACAAGAAAUUUAUUGUGAUAAAAUCAAACGGGUACCAAUGAAAACGCAAGCUACGCAAACCGAAGUGGGUCUUGGUAGAAAACCCAUACCGCCGCAUAUCAAUUUAAGCCCUAGAACAAUGCAGAAGGUUAAGAUGGUUUCUCAAGGGGCUCAAACGAACGGUCUUGCGAACAACGGUCGUAAGCUGAUAAAAUCGUAUUCGGAAGCGGGAAGUAAGUUCGGUAUAUCGCCAAUUAACGGCGAAGUUCAUCAUUUCGAAUCAAUUCCGGAUCACGAUCCUUUACAACGCACCCAAUCCGACGAACCGCCUAGAUCUCCUUUCGUAGUUGAGAAACCGAGUACGUUCGCCGCCCCCGAGCGCACUAUACCGACGAUCGAUAGCGAAACAUCGUCUCUAACCAAAUCCGAUCACGAAUCUGAGGAUUCUACGGAAUGUAAGAAGGAAAUCAUGAUUGAUUUCAAGCCACAUCUGUCUCCCACUAAAGAGAAAUCGUCUAAAAGAACUUUGAUGAAAGCUUUAUCUGAUGGAGAGAUUCUUUUGGAACAAAGAAGAGUUAGAAUUUCAGACGACUGUGUUGUCCCAGAAAAACCUCUACAUUCUUUAAGCCACGAAUACGUUUAUAAUAACGACGAAGAAGAUAGAACGUUCAGUCCACAUUUUCAAACGACUCCGAUUCAAAACGAAGACGCUUUCAAACUUCUCGACGACAACCCGUAUCCUUCUAUGGGUAAUAGAAUAUACGAACAAGAAUCUAUAGAAGAAGAUUUCCACGAAAACUUGAUCUACAAUAAAUCCUAUUUAAAUAAUCACGAGUACAACGGAGAACAACACAUCAACAUGGAGAACUGGUUGAAAGAUGAUUCAAUAGUUCCUUCUAUAAGUUUUUUACCACAUGCUAAGCUAUCUCCGUUCACUUCAAACGAUUCCCUCGCCAACGAUACCAGGGAUCAAUCCGAUGGAAUUUGGAACGAAUCUCAAGCUACUGUACUCCAAGUAGACUCCGGAACGGAAAACGGAACGGUUCUGAGUAGUUCGGAAUUUAAUUCAGCCACAUCGCCGAUAGCGUUAACUCCAUCUUCGAAAAGAAAACAUCUACUGAUGCUUCAACACCAACAAAGAUCUUCCAUGGAUACCGAAAUCCUCGACGAAGAAACUGUGGACCAAAACGUUGCGUUUUCGAGGAAGGUUUCCGUUGUUAAAAACGCGGAAAAUCCCGUUACGUCGCACCAGAGACAAUAUUUAUUUGUGGAAAACGCGGUUAGUACGAGGAAGAAACUUACGCCGGAAACUCCUGCCGGAUCUCCACUUCCUGCAAUUGUUCCCAAUCUUGUACUAUCCAGAACUGAUUCUUGUAGAACAAAUACUGAUAUAUCGGAAAGUACUACUACUGAUGACUAUAUCACUGCCAAUUCCGGUACCGAUAGUUCAAGGAAAAGUGGUUCAGUCAAGGGAAACGGCUUGUACAAUAACCUCCAACCAGCAUACGUAACAGACGGUUCGAGCUUGGAUAGCGCUCGAGGCGUAGAAUUGUUAGGCGACGAUAUGGUAGUCCCACGCUUUUCACCAUCGCCACCGCCUCCCGUUCCAUCGACGGGAGACUCCUCCCGUAGUCUCUGCAAUACUCCAGUGCCUCACACUCGCACCGGCCGAUCGACUCCGUCCGAGGACAGCAGCUCCUCUUGUGGAAGUUACAGUGUGGGAUCUACACCGGAUUUGUUGGAUAGAUUUACGGAAACAGUGCCUUCAAGAAAUAAAAAAGUCUGCUCCCAUAACGCCUCUGACGAUGAACAAAGUGUCAGGUAUUCGUCGUCCGGGUAUUAUGAGUCACCCAUGGAAGAUGAUACCACCUGGACGUCUCCGAAAAAUAAGGCUCGUCGUUGCAAAGACUUCACUUUAGAUUUAUCGAACAAUCCCAAGUCAUAUCUAGAAACAUACUCCAUUUUAAGCAGUAAAUCAAACAAAAGAAACAUUAAAGCUUCACCUUCGGGGGAAAAAUCGAAACGAUCGAAAUCGAGAAUGAAGAGUCCGAUGCAAGGUAGCAGAAAGAGCACCCAGCUCAAAAAACAAGCUCAUAUCGUAGAGAAAGAAAAUAAAGCGACCUCAGACGAAUCCAGUUGCGAUCUUGGCGUCAAACAUUUGAGCAAUCAGAGUUCCCCGAGACGAGGGAAGAAAAUUAAAGAGAAUAAUAAGAAGAAAGGGUUGCCGAGAUCUCCGGUCAAUCAAAGAACCAAUGCGGAUAAGAAAGCCUCCAGUUUACCAGGAAGUUUAUCGAGGAAGAAAUCCUCGAAGCAAUCACAAAGUAACACUUUGAUUUCGGAAAAUGAUAAAAACCCGAAGAAGAGUUCGUCUUUAACUCGCCAUGGUUCGAAGGUGGUUGAAGAUUCUACUAAACUCAAAGCUCUGAGCGCGGAAUCAUUAAGAUCUGUUAGUCCCGGUAGCGACAGCGUUUUUUACAGUGAUCCCAGUAGUCAAACUGUCGAUCAUCAAGUUCACUGUUUACAUUGUGGAAAAGAAGUUGAUAUAGUGACAACAGACGAUCCAGACAAAAGUAUAUCGAGUUUGGAAAACCCCGAGGAGAUCGUACAACCUCCAGCGGGGUUUGAGGAUUCCCCCAGAAUCAAAACCAGCGGUAGAUUAUUCAAAAAGUUGGAAAGAAGAAUUAGAUCAGAGGAAAGAAAUUAUUUGGAAAACAAGAAGAAUCGUUAUAAGUCCGAUGUUAGGGCAAAGUCUGAAGAACGAGGUAAUAAUUUGAAAAACAAAUUAAGACCAAUGGCAAAAUCGACGAAUAAUAGUCAAGAGCAGUUGAAAGCAGCGGAUUCCAGUCCGAGUGUUUUGCCAGGAGCACCCGAAAAUGAGGAUGAUGUAGGUAUUUACGACGUGCCUUAUAAAGAAGGCUGUUGGAUACAUAUUGACGAAAGAGAAGAAGUUAUAGCUAGGACGUCGUGUUCAAGUCCAAGUGACAAACCAAGUUCUCGUAGAGAUUCGAUUUCGAGUACUGAGUCUGAGCAGGAAUUUCGCAAGAGGUUCCAAGCGGUUACACAUCGAAUGGUUCAUCGAAAAUCUUGUUUAGAAAUGUAUAAGAGACAAACGAAAAAAACGUUUGAUUGUGACAAAAAAGUAGUGGUUCAUAGAGAAUCCGGUGAAUUCGGUUUUCGCAUCCACGGCUCGAAGCCCGUGGUAGUUUCAGCAAUCGAACCAGGUACACCAGCCGAAACGUGCGGUUUAGAAGUUGGGGAUAUUGUGCUUUCCGUGAACGGCGUAAGCGUUUUGGACAAAAACCAUUCGGAAAUUGUCAAAAUGGCGCACGCGGGAAGCGAUACUUUGAAAAUGGAGGUUGCAAGAACAUGUUAUGCUUUAUGUCCUCAAAAAGAAGAAGAUAAUUCGACGAUCUUACAUAGUGGUUACCUUUGGAAACUGAGCGGUUACGCUAGUGGCACUUCCACCAACAAAUGGAUGAGAAGAUGGUUCUGUUUGAAACAAAAUGGUUGUUUAUAUUGCUACAAAACGGACGUUGAUGUACACCCUGUAGAUGUGACGAUGUUGCACGACCAAGUAAUCCAAAUAGUAGAUGAUGAAGAGAAUUUUUCCAAGUCGCACGUAUUCGUUGUUCAAAAACAAGAUGGCGUUCCUUUAUAUUUAGCAGCGGAGUCUCGUUGUACUCAAGAAAAAUGGGUGGAAGAAAUGAACAAAUUGAUGAUAGAUAAUAAACAACUUUUGGAUGGUUAUUUAGAAAGAACGAAAAGUAAUUUGUCGUUACCUCCUGGUGCUAUUAAAGAUCCGGAAUGUUUUGGAUAUUUAGUUAAAUUGGGAACACAAUGGAAGAGUUGGAGCAGGAGAUAUUGUAUUUUGAAAGAGGCAUGUUUGUAUUUUUAUCAAGAUGCAAACGCCAAAAAUGCGUUCGGAGUGGCUUAUUUACAUGGUUAUAGAGUACAACUAUAUUUAUCAGGAUCAAAAAAACAUGCCUUUGAAUUAGUACCCUCGGAUAGCAGUAAAAAACAUUAUUAUUUCCAUACGGACUCGGAAACAGACAAAAAACGGUGGAUAGCGGCAUUAGAAUAUUCAAUAGAUCAAUGGAUGAAACUUUAAUGGCUAAAAAUUAUAUAUAUAUAUAUUGUGAAAUAUUUUACUUACGUGAAAUAAAAAGACAUACAAUGACCACACCAAAGAAUUUGUAUUAUAAGAACAUUAGCAUUUUAUUUAUAAAUAAAAUAUUUAUUUGUA